UCACAGCGUGACGCAACGACGCACGAGCGUGCUCCCGUCAGCUGAUCAGUGAGCCGCUGCGGAAUUAACGCGCGUUGCUGCGAUAUUUUCAUAAAAUCAACGACAGAAAGAAUAUGAGACGAUAAAGAGCGGCUCCGUAUCGCAGAGAACAUGUCAGGAAACAGUCUGGUAUUACCCAUAGUUCUGUGGGGCCGCAACGCGCCCACUCACUGCAUCUCCAGCCUUCUGGUGAUGGACGAUCUGUCCACCAUCAUCACCGGCUGCCAUGAUGGACAGAUCUGCAUCUGGGACAUGACCCCAGAGCUGGAGAUCAAUCCUCGUGCUCUGCUGUUCGGACACACGGCUUCUGUCACCUGUCUUUCCAAGGCCAGCGCAGGAAGUGACAAACAAUACCUCGUCAGCGCCUCCGAAAGCGGGGAAAUGUGUUUAUGGGAUGUCAAUGAUGGACGCUGUAUUGAGUUCACUAAACUAGCCUGUGCACACACUGGUAUACAGUUUUAUCAGUUCACCAUCGGCACACAGAGGGAGGGGCGACUUCUGUGCCAUGGACAUUACCCAGAAAUCCUUGUAGUGGACGCCACUAGUCUAGAGGUGCUUUACUCACUCGUGUCCAAGAUUUCGCCUGACUGGAUCAGUUCCAUGAGCAUCAUUCGCUCACACCGCACACAAGAGGACACAGUGGUGGCUGUGUCUGUCACUGGGAUUCUCAAGGUGUGGAUCAUCACCGCUGAUGUCAGCAGGAUGCAGCAGGAUCUGGACCCUGUGUUUGAAGAAGAAUCAAAGCCCAUCUACUGUCAGGGCUGCCAGAGCAUCUCAUUCUGCACGUUCACACAGCUCUCGCUGCUGGUGGUGUGUUCGAAGUACUGGAGGGUGUUUGAUGCGGGUGAUUUCUCCCUGCUGUGUUCGGUCCCGAGCGAGAACAAUCAGUCCUGGGUCGGAGGAGAAUUCAUCGCUGCUGAUAAAGUCAUAAUCUGGACUGAAGAUGGCUGCAGCUACAUUUACAAACUGCCCGCCAGCUGUCUUCCAGCUAGCGAACACUUCCGCAGCAAUGUGGGGAAGAAGGCGGAAGGUUCGAUCCCUCCUUUGGUGUACAGCAUAGCGGACCGCGCCGACAAACAGCUCCUGAUUUGUCCGCCCGUGACGCGCUUCUUCUUCGGACGGAGGGAGCCGUUCCACAAACUCCUGAUCCAGGGCGACUCUGCGGGCCGACUGACGGUGUGGAGCAUCCCAGAGACGUCGCCCCUACAGCCGCUGUCCUCCGCCGCAGAGCUGCAGGUGUCAGUCAGCAUCAGUCUCCAGGAGGCCUUUGAUAAGUUAAUGCCGUCUCCGGCCGGCAUCAUCGACCAGCUGAGCGUCCUGCCCGGCUCUAACGACCCCAUUAAGGUGACGGCGAGCGUUUACAUCCCGUCUCAGGGUCGACUCGUGUGUGGACGAGAGGACGGCAGCAUCGUACUCGUUCCUGCUACGCAGACGGCCAUCGUUCAGCUCCUGCAGGGAGAACACAUGCUGCGCAGAGGUUGGCCUCCUCAUCGCACUCUCAGAGGUCACAGACAUAAGGUGACGUGUCUGCUGUACCCGCACCAAGUUUCCCCGCGCUACGAUCAGCGCUCGCUGGUGUCCGGAGGUGUCGACUUCUCCGUCAUCAUCUGGGACAUUUUCACCGGUGAGAUGAAGCACAUCUUCUGCGUUCACGGAGGAGAAAUCACACAGCUGAUCGUACCUCCAGAAAACUGCAGCACACGUGUGCAACACUGCGUGUGUUCGGUGGCGAGCGAUCACUCCGUCGGCCUGCUCAGUCUGAGGGAGAGGAAGUGCAUCAUGUUGGCGUCCAGACAUCUCUUCCCCAUCCAGGUCAUCAAGUGGAGGCCGUGUGACGAUUAUCUGGUGGUGGGCUGCUCCGAUGGAUCCGUCUAUGUCUGGCAGAUGGACACAGGAGCACUGGACCGCUGUGUGAUGGGUAUAACGGCGGUGGAGAUUCUGAACGCGUGCGACGAGGUCGUUCCUGCGGCUAUGGACUCCCUCAAUCACCCCGCGGUGAACCUGAAGCAGGCCAUGACCCGCCGCAGUCUGGCCGCGCUCAAGAACAUGGCCCAACACAAGCUCCAGACCCUCGCCACCAACCUGCUCGCGGCCGACAACGCCGACAAGGGAAACCUUCCCAAAUACUCCCAUAACUCUCUGGUGGUGCAGGCCAUGAAGACGAACUUGACGGAUCCGGACAUGCACGUGCUGUUCUUCGACGUGGAGGCCGUGAUCAUCCAGUUACUGACGGAGGAGGCGCAGCGGCCCAAUCCCACGCUCGUCUCUCCAGAAACGCUGCAGAAAGCGCCGGGCGGGGCCGAUAAGGGAGGCUCCUUCCUGGCCAAUAAGAUCUUCAAACAGGUGAAGGAGACCAUUAAAGAAAACAUCAAGGAGCACCUGCUGGACGAAGAUGAGGAUGAAGAGGAGGAGCAGCGACGGCGCGAGGAGAAGUCCAAGUCUCUGAGUCUGCUGGAGUACAACCUGACCAUGGACACGGCCAAACUCUUCAUGUCCUGCCUGCACGCCUGGGGUCUGAACGGAGAGCUGGACGAGGUGUGUCUGAACCGGCUGGGCAUGCUCAAACCGCACACGCCCAUCUCCUUCGGCCUGAUCUCCCGCGGCGGACACAUGUCGCUCAUGCUGCCCACCUUCAAAGACUCGCUGCUCCGGCAGCUGGCCAAGGGAUGCGCCGAGGGACGCAAGCUCUCCGUCUCCGAGAUCGUGGGCAAAGGCACGUACGGCGUCUCCAGAGCCGUGACCACGCAGCACCUGCUGUCCGUCAUCUCGCUGGCCAACACGCUGAUGGGCAUGACCAACGCCACCUUCAUCGGGGAGCACAUGAAGAAAGCGCCGGCCAGGCCCCCAAGACCAGGAACCCCCGAGACCCAGAGAAAGAGCGGCCCGCAGGCCUCCAGCCCGGCCCUGCAAGCACAGAUCAAACAAGCUGCGGUCGCUGCUCCGUCUUCUGGUUCAGGAGUGUCUCACUCUCCCUCAGUCAAUGAAGGUUGGAGUCAGCUGGCCGCCAUGCACUGUGUGAUGCUUCCUGAUCUUCUGGGUUUGGAUAAGUUCAGGCCUCCUCUGCUGGAGAUGUUGGCACGCAGAUGGCAGGAUCGCUGCCUGGAGGUUCGAGAGGCGGCCCAGGCGCUGCUGUUGGCUGAGCUGCGGCGGAUCGGUCAGUCGGGCAGGAAGGACACCAUUGACAUGUGGGCUCCGUAUCUGCCGCAGUAUGUGGACGCUGUCAGCUCUCCCGGAACCGCCCCCGAAACGGCCCAGCCGGCUCCGCCCCCUGCAGAAGCUCCGCCCAUCGAGACCAAAGCUCCAGAGGAAGAGAUGGACGUGACGGAUGAUGACAUCACUGCAGGUUGUCUGUCCAACCUGCCGCCGAACGCUAAGAAGAUCUGUAACUCGUAUGAGGAGCGCAGGAAGCAAGCGACGGCCAUCGUUCUGCUGGGUGUGAUUGGAGCAGAGUUCGGAGCGGAGAUCGAACCUCCCAAACUACCGUCCCGCGCUCGGACCAGCACUCAGGCGCCCGACGGCUUCGGUCUGACCACCGGCGGAUCCAACUACUCACUGGCCCGUCACACCUGUAAAGCUCUGACGUUCCUCCUCCUCCAGCCGCCCAGUCCCAAGCUGCCGGCCCACAGCACCAUCCGCCGCACAGCCAUCGAUCUGAUCGGCCGCGGGUUCACGGUGUGGGAGCCGUAUAUGGACGUGUCGGCGGUUCUCAUGGGUCUGCUGGAGCUCUGCGCCGACGCCGAGAAACAGCUGUCCAAUGUAUUUCUCGCUCAUCUGUCCAGUUGUCUGUUGACCCGCAUCUCAAUGGGUCUUCCUCUGAGCCCCGCCGCUGAUUCGGCCCGAUCGGCCCGUCACGCCCUCUCACUGAUCGCCACCGCCAGACCGCCCGCCUUCAUCACCACCAUCGCACGAGAGGUUCACAGACACACAGCGAUGCAGUCCCAGGGCUCUCAGUCUCAACAGAACGUUCACACCACGACUCUCGCUCGCGCCAAAACAGAAAUCCUGCGCGUCAUCGAGAUUCUCAUCGAGAAAAUGCCGUCCGAUGUGGUGGACCUGCUGGUGGAGGUGAUGGACAUCAUCAUGUACUGUAUUGAAGGAUCUCUAGUGAAGAAGAAAGGCCUGUCCGAGUGUUUCCCAGCCAUCUGCAGGUUUUAUAUGGUGGCGUACUGCGAUCGCAGUUAUCGUAUCGCUGUCGGCGCCCGUCAGGGUUCAGUGGCCCUUUAUGACGUUCGCACUGGAAAAUGCCAGCAUAUUCACGGGCAUAAAGGACCCAUAACGGCAGUUUCCUUCGCACCUGACGGACGUUACCUGGCCACCUACUCCAACGCUGACAGCCACAUCUCCUUCUGGCAGAUGAACACGUCUCUGUUAGGCAGCAUCGGGAUGUUGAAUUCGGCUCCUCAGCUCCGCUGCAUUAAAACCUAUCAGGUUCCUCCGGUCCAGCCGGCGUCGCCCGGAUCUCAGAACGCCCUCAAACUGGCCCGGCUCAUCUGGACCUCCAACCGCAACGUCAUCCUCAUGGCCCACGACGGCAAAGAGCACCGCUUCAUGGUCUGAGGGGUCAGGGGUCGGCGUGACCUUGGACCUUUGACCUUCCCAGCUGAGCUGUUAACUGGUUUACACUCUCCACACCCGUCGGUGUUUGUUUCAUUCCUCUUUUUAUUUAAUGUGUUUGAAGUUUUGUUCUUGUUUUGACUAUUUAUGAAGACGAUAAAGGACUGCAGGUCACUAAAACGUGUUUUUGUGCUUGAAGGUCAAGCGAAGUUUUGUUCAAAUGAAGCUACUAUGAUUUUUAUUCUUGUUUGAUUUGCACAAAAUCUCACCGGUUGAUUCGCCGAAGUUAUUUUAUCAUUCCAGCUCUAUAAAAACAAAAACCCGUCGAUGACGACACUGAGAAAUGACCUUAUUUAUAAUCACAGAAUCCUCAUUCGUACUGAAUGACUCCAAUCAUAUCGUGAUAUCGUGUAUCAUAGGAAUUAUUUUCAGGAAUGAUUUUUCUUUGAGCUCGUGGUGUAGUCGUGAACUCUUUCGGUUUGCUGUUGUCUGUGUUUUUGUGAGUUGUUGGUUCGUGUGACGUCACUGGCACUGAAAUACACGUUUAAAAUCCGUCGCAUUCGCUUUUCUCGCACGCCGUUUGCUGUAAUCGACUGAUAGAGGUGUAUAUUAGACAUUUAAAUCUGCGUCUGCGGCUUCACAACAGCAUUCGAGGUUUGAGAAGUCACUUUUAGCUGAAUAUAUGCAGGUUUCAUUCCCAAAAUCAACAACAAAAAAAAGAAAUUAUAUUUCUGUAAAAAACAAUAGUAGGAUUAUUAAAGUUUUUGGCAUUGUGAAAUAUUUGUAAUGACAAUUAAACACAUUUCCAGAAUCAGAUUCUUGUUUCUGUAAUAUAAGUCUCAUACUGUAAUGAACAUUUUGAUAAUAAAAUUAUUAUAUAUAAUAAUAAAAUGUGUGUAUAUAUAUAUAUAUAUAUAUAUAUAUAUAUAUAUAAUUCAGUAAUAAAUGUGUUUAAAAAUUGUCAUUAAAAAUAUUUCACAAUGCAAAAAAUGUUCAUAAUAAUAAAAAAAAUAUAUAAAUUAUAAGCAUUCAGUAAUCGAACCAGCUAACUUAAAUAUAAUUUAAUUUUUUUUUGUGAAAAUUAAAAAAAAUAAAACACAAUAUGUAUGUAAUCACAAUACCAAAACAUAAAGAUUAAUUACAUUUAUGUGAAUAUGCAGUAAUUUAAUUUUAAUGAUUUUAAAAGCAGCCUAAAUUGUCCUUAUGCAAAAUAUAAUUUCUUAUAUUUAUACUGAGAUUUUGGGGUGAUACUGUUACCUUAAUAUAUUCAUUCCAGAAUUAAAUUAAAUUAAAUUUAAAUAUAAAUAUAAGAAAAUAAGUACAUAAUAUUAGAAAAAAACAAAAAACUAAAAUAAGAUUUCAAAUAAUUUAUUAAAUUUAGAUUUUUUUUCUUGAAAUAAUUAAUAAAACUACAAAAACAAUGAUUAAAUAAACAUAAUUAAAUCGUAAUGCUCCAAAAAUAGUCUAUUUUCCUUACGCAGAAUCUAAUUUCUUCUAUUUGUCUUGUGAUUUUGGGAUGAGUAUAAUGUGUCUGUCUGUGAGGUGAAGCAUGUUCACACUUUUCACAUCUCUGAGAAAAUAAAAACACAUUUUUCCCCUCUAUGCUUCUGUCAGAGAAACAAUAGUGUAUUGCGUCACGUUCAUGAGAUCUGAGACUGAAAUUGGAGUGUUUAGAGACGUUUAAAGUCAUAAUAAGAUCUGUAUGAUGUCCGGUGUGUGUGUGUGUGUGUGUGUGUGUGUGUGUGUGUGUGUGAGGUUGUUUUUCCCAGGAUGUGUGUUUAGACUAAUGGAAAAGUCCUUGAACGUCCCGUGAACUGACGCAAAACUUGAAUCAUAGGAUGAUUGAUUUUUUCCCUGCAUAUAUUAGUUAUUUGCUCUCUCUUUCUCUCUCGCGGCUGUACGAUGUUCAGGCGACUUUGGUGCGACUCGUCGUGUAAAUGGAAGUAAAUACAAACGCUUUAUCUGUAGAUUAGAUGUGAAACGCUCAAGACUCGUGAGUGUGUGUGUGUGUGUGUGUGUGUGUGUGUGAGUGUGUGUGAGUGUGUGUGAGAGAGAAUUAAUGGUACAACGUUCACUAUAUCGGGCUGUGCUUUAAUGCUGUUACUGGAACAACAAAUCUGGAUAAUAAAUCUUGUGUGUAAUUGUGUUAAUAAAGAUAAAUGUGAGAUUCAA
This is a messenger RNA of Labeo rohita (rohu), 6765 nucleotides long. RefSeq names its product WD repeat-containing protein 7. Gene Ontology annotation, cellular component: cytoplasm. Gene Ontology annotation, molecular function: protein binding. The record is from RefSeq and is a predicted model, not a curated record. The coding region runs from base 151 to 4596 and encodes 1481 amino acids. Lineage: Eukaryota; Metazoa; Chordata; Actinopteri; Cypriniformes; Cyprinidae. The transcript has 30 exons.